Aspergillus pseudoviridinutans is the source of this 201-nucleotide messenger RNA. RefSeq names its product H/ACA ribonucleoprotein complex subunit NOP10. The transcript has 5 exons. Gene Ontology annotation, biological process: positive regulation of telomerase RNA localization to Cajal body; ribosome biogenesis; rRNA pseudouridine synthesis. The coding region runs from base 1 to 201 and encodes 66 amino acids. The record is from RefSeq and is a predicted model, not a curated record. NCBI's taxonomy places the organism in Eukaryota, Fungi, Ascomycota, Eurotiomycetes, Eurotiales, Aspergillaceae. Gene Ontology annotation, cellular component: box H/ACA telomerase RNP complex; box H/ACA snoRNP complex. Gene Ontology annotation, molecular function: telomerase RNA binding; box H/ACA snoRNA binding.
AUGCAUCUUAUGUAUGUUCUCGACAAGGAUGGCAAGAGGGUGUACACCCUCAAGAAGGUCCUGAACGGCGAAGUUACCAAGUCUGCCCACCCUGCCCGGUUUUCGCCAGAUGACAAGUACUCCAGACACCGUGUCACCCUCAAGCGGAGAUAUGGCCUCUUGCUGACCCAGCAGCCUGAGAAGACGAACGCGGCGCUGUGA